Molecule: messenger RNA, 1384 nt
Organism: Branchiostoma floridae (Florida lancelet)
Lineage: Eukaryota; Metazoa; Chordata; Leptocardii; Amphioxiformes; Branchiostomatidae
Product: transmembrane protein 70, mitochondrial-like
Exons: 2
Coding region: 238-1008 (256 amino acids)
Biological process (GO): mitochondrial proton-transporting ATP synthase complex assembly
Cellular component (GO): mitochondrial membrane
Source: RefSeq, a predicted model, not a curated record
AUAAAAUCCCCCUUUCCGUAAUAUGGUAUACUCCUCCUGAACAGCUGAUUCGGGUCAAAGGUGAGGAGCAGCAUGGCCGUCCGUGUGCGGAUGAAAUGGUGAAGAACACGUAUUUACGUCUCCAGGGUGACAUACAGGACAAGUAGAAGGUAUAGAAACACAGGAAAGCGUACAAAGCUAGUAUCCGGAUGCCUUGUUGUGGACCAUCCCAUCUCAAGCUUGGUCUCAGCGUUCACCAUGCGGUUAUUAGUUUCUACCAUCAGACAAGCAUACUUCUUGCCUAAAAGAUACUUCUAUGGUGCCGCAUUUUCCCAUGGCUGUGUGCUACGUGUGUCUACUUUACAUGUGACCACUAGUAGUAGUACUAUCCAUAGCCCAUCCAGGGGGCUGUCUGCACAGACGGGCCAUGGGCCACGUGGCAAGGAGAAAGAAACCUUCUUAAGAAAACUCGCAAAGAUUAGACAAAAGAUUGAGGAGGAAGAAAAGACCUUUGGCAAGAUUGUGUUUGAGUCCAAAGUUGUGCCAGUACUCAUGGCAGGCAAGAUCGGCCUCUACGGCAUGAGUGUGAUCACUAUGGUGUCACUGUUCACCAAUGGAGUUCACCAGUAUGCUGAGCUCAGUAAUGCAAUGUUCACAGUGGCUAUGGCUGGCACGAUAGCAAUCAUCUUAGCCAUCCCCUGGUCAGUAGACAAGCUGACCUCCCGGUUUGUUCUGAGGCUGUACUACAGGCAGGACCAGAACUUGUACACCGCCAUCAAGUUCAACAAGGGGAUUGGAGACAGAAGGUUUCAGUUCACACCUGAACAGAUCACACCUGUCGAUGAAAGGAUCAGGAAAACCCUGAAGGGGAAGUUCACCUCAUUUUACCUGGACAAGGAACCCAUGUAUGUCAACAAGCUGUGGUUUGAGGUUCCCAAGUACUAUAACCAUCUCAUGGGCUAUGAAAAUAUGUUGGCAAAACCCAAACCUGAAACUAAGUUUUGGAGAAAGAAUCUUAUUCAGAAGUGAUAGACUCCUCUGUGUGCUUUGACUUCUCUACUUCUGUAUUUGCACCAGUUAAUCACUUCAAACUUAUUAACUGUUUCUCCCAGACUAGAUAUACAUGAAGUCCAAUAGAUAAUCAUACAGUGUUACUGACUUGUCAAGUACAUAGAUGUUGGAAUCUAGUUUAUGUAGUUUAUAUAAUUAGAUAUAGAAAUAUGAGAAAAGAUAUUGAACAUCAUAUGAUGCUACACUGGGCAUAUGGUGAGUUCAGAGACAUGUAGGAAUUGGUAGUUGCCUUUCACAAAAAAAGAAAGACUUUUAUUUGGUGGUAUGGGCAGUUUUGUGUGUAAGCUGCUUCUGGCUUAGUGUAAAAUGCUGAAAUAAAGAUUCCCUUGCUGCA